AUGUCCUCAACACCCACACCCACCACCACCACCACAAUAACAAACCCCCCCUCCCAACAACCGCCCCCCUUCGACUUCCCCCGCGAAUACCACUUCCCCCCCUUCUUCACGCGCCAGACAAACCUAACAACCCACCACUCCCAGCUCGAGAAGUGGUCCUCCCUCGUCCUCUCCUACGCCCGCCAGCACCGCCUCUUCCGCCUCUCCCUCUCCUACGACGGCACCCCCUACGAAGACCUCUUCCGCAACCGCAAGCUAGGCCGCUCGCUGCGCCUGUCCGACGCGCGCCAAGUCUUCGAGUUCAUGCGCAAGGAGGGGCGGGCCGAGCCCGUCGCGACGGGCACUGGGACUGGGAAUGCAAAUGCAAAUGCAAAUGCAAAUGGAGGCCCUGCGGGCGAUCUGUACUGGGUGUACUGGCGGACGCCGGAGGAGUGGGCGGCAUUGGUCGAGGCGUGGGUCGACGAGACGGCGCAGAAGGGCGCCGUGUUGACGUUGUACGAGUUGACGGAUGGGGAGGCGACGAGGGGGACUGAAUUCUACGGUCUCGACCCCGACCUCCUCCAAAAAGCGCUACAAGUCCUCGUCAAGCGCGGCAAAGCACAAAUCUUUGGACAGGAAGACCAGCAAGGUGUCAAGUUCUUCUAA
Daldinia decipiens is the source of this 645-nucleotide messenger RNA. Its product is annotated as ESCRT-II complex, vps25 subunit. Gene Ontology annotation, cellular component: ESCRT II complex. Gene Ontology annotation, biological process: protein transport to vacuole involved in ubiquitin-dependent protein catabolic process via the multivesicular body sorting pathway. Gene Ontology annotation, molecular function: protein homodimerization activity; structural molecule activity. Lineage: Eukaryota; Fungi; Ascomycota; Sordariomycetes; Xylariales; Hypoxylaceae. The transcript is spliced from 2 exons. The record is from RefSeq and is a predicted model, not a curated record. Bases 1 to 645 code for a protein of 214 amino acids.